AUGGAACUCAGAGGCCGGUUCUCUAUUAAGAGUCCUGACUUGUUUGUUUCCUUCUUGGUGACAAGCUCAUUGGCUUGCACAGGCAAAAAUCUUGGCUUUGAUACCAAGAUAAAAUUCAAAUUAACAAGAUCAAGAAGAUGCACGGUCCGGGAGGAGGUGGCGGCGGUCCGGGAGGACAAGGAGGCGGCGGUCCUGGAGGACAAGGAGGCGGCGGUCCUGGAGGACAAGGAGGCGGCGGUCCUGGAGGACAAGGAGGAGGCGGUGGUCAGGGAGGCGGUGGUCAGGGAGGUGGUCAGGGAGGCGGUGGUCAGGGAGGUGGUCAGGGAGGCGGGUGGUCAGGGAGGAGGCGGUCCAGGAGGCGGCGGUGGUCAGGGAGGAGGCGGUCCAGGAGGGCCAGGACAUCACGGCGGACACGGGGGUGGAGGUGGACCAGGUGGUCGCUGCUAA
Malus domestica (apple) is the source of this 447-nucleotide messenger RNA. NCBI's taxonomy places the organism in Eukaryota, Viridiplantae, Streptophyta, Magnoliopsida, Rosales, Rosaceae. The record is from RefSeq and is a predicted model, not a curated record.